AUGGAGACAGAGCAGUGUUUGUCUUUCAGGCGGACGCCACCAGCCUCUACCGCACCGGCCGGCGCCGGCUCCCCGUCGCCGGGCUCCUUCCUGCCGUGCGACGCGCACCGGGGAGGCGCGUAUGCAGCCGCCGCGCUGCAGCGCGACUUCGGGGAUUUCUCGUCCAACCGUCCCGCCUCGCCGCCGGCGAAACACAGCAAGUUCUUGCACGAUACUUUCAACCAGGAGCACAAGGCCGCCGUUAUAAGCGGCAAUAAGGCGCCCUUCUACCACGAGAUCCGAGAGAAAAACGCUCUCAAAAGCCUGGGCUACUCCGGCAUGGGCACCGACUGCUUUGGCAAGCUGAAGGAGGCGGGUGGCAGUUUACCCGGCGGCGACUUGCCGAGCAGCGACUUCAUCGCCGACUCCAUCGACCUGUCGGGCAAGAACAAGAAGCGACGCAAUCGCACCACAUUCAGCACCUUCCAGCUGGAGGAGCUGGAGAAGGUGUUCCAGAAGACGCACUACCCGGACGUCUACGCUCGCGAGCAGCUCGCCCUCAGGACCGAGCUCACAGAGGCCCGAGUCCAGGUUUGGUUUCAGAACCGUAGAGCCAAAUGGAGGAAGCGGGAACGCUACGGGAAGAUCCAGGAGGUCCGCAACCACUUCAGCACCACCUACGAUAUUUCCCUCCUACCCCGCCAUGACACCUACCAGAUGCAGGGCAAUCUGUGGCCAGGGGCUUCAGGAGUCGUCAGCGGCGCGUCGGCUACCGGCUGCGUCCUCGGACCUGAAUCCUUACCCUCCUCCUGCAUGGGUGCGUACGCUCACCCUCACAGCAACCUGCAGGGCUUCAUGGGCAUCCCUUCGUCACCCAGCCACGCCCACCACCACCACCACCACCCGCCACACCAUCCGGCCAUCAACGGCCUCUACUCCCUCCACAGCUUCCCCGGCGUGGAGGCUCCGGAGAACGACUACAAGCCGACGGGCCUGAUGGCGCUGCGAAUGAAAGCCAAAGAGCCGGGCAGCAUUCUGUCAUGGCCGACAUGACCCCCACGCUACCUGACAACUUCCCCACCCACAGACACCCCUGCCACCCCCACAUCCCUGCGGCGUGCACUGACUGAGCCAAAGCAUAUUACAUUUCUGUGUAUACAGUGAGCCGUCGCUAUUCAUUGGGGUCAGGGACCACGCCCCCGACGCAAAUAUUGAAAAUCCAAGAAUAAUUGGCUAUAUAGCAGAAACACUUUUAUAUCAUUUCAAACUCAUCUUACAGUACAAAAAAAAAAACAUUUAAUUUAGAAAAUAAUGCAAUGGAAGUGCGGGACGCUGACAUGUAUGUCACCACUUCACAACUUGUAAAAAUACCAAUUGCUAC
This is a messenger RNA of Phyllopteryx taeniolatus (common seadragon), 1360 nucleotides long. It is a transcript of the gene alx3, whose product is annotated as ALX homeobox 3. Gene Ontology annotation, biological process: regulation of transcription by RNA polymerase II. The transcript is spliced from 4 exons. Lineage: Eukaryota; Metazoa; Chordata; Actinopteri; Syngnathiformes; Syngnathidae. The coding region runs from base 1 to 1032 and encodes 343 amino acids. Gene Ontology annotation, molecular function: DNA-binding transcription factor activity, RNA polymerase II-specific; RNA polymerase II transcription regulatory region sequence-specific DNA binding. The record is from RefSeq and is a predicted model, not a curated record.